Molecule: messenger RNA, 10272 nt
Organism: Eublepharis macularius
Lineage: Eukaryota; Metazoa; Chordata; Lepidosauria; Squamata; Eublepharidae
Gene: PURB
Product: purine rich element binding protein B
Exons: 1
Coding region: 227-1273 (348 amino acids)
Biological process (GO): regulation of transcription by RNA polymerase II
Cellular component (GO): nucleus
Molecular function (GO): purine-rich negative regulatory element binding; DNA-binding transcription factor activity, RNA polymerase II-specific; RNA polymerase II transcription regulatory region sequence-specific DNA binding
Source: RefSeq, a predicted model, not a curated record
AGGAGGCUGCCUGAGGGAAGCACGAGCGCCAAGUGCGUGUGUGAGCGAGGCGGAGAGAGGGGACGCGCAGAAGCGCGAGCGGCGAGGGACGCGCGCGCGUGUGCGCGUAAGAGCGAGGGAGGAAAAGAGAGGGAGAGAGAGUGCGUGAGAGUGAGGAGAGCCGGAGCGGACGGAGGGCAGGCGGGCCGGGCCUGACGACGGCGGCUGAGGGAAUCGGAAGAAGAAGAUGGCGGACGGGGACAGCGGGAGCGAGCGAGGGGGCAGCGGGAGCGGCAGCGGAGGCGGCGGUGGCGGUGGAGGAGGCGGCGGCGGAGGCGGAUUCCAGGGGCAUCGCGGCGGCGGGCCGGGCCCGGAGCAGGAGACGCAGGAGCUGGCCUCGAAGCGACUGGACAUCCAGAACAAGCGCUUCUACCUGGACGUCAAGCAGAACGCCAAGGGCCGCUUCCUCAAGAUCGCCGAGGUGGGCGCCGGGGGCUCCAAGAGCCGCCUGACGCUCUCCAUGGCGGUGGCCGCCGAGUUCCGCGACUACCUGGGCGACUUCAUCGAGCACUACGCCCAGCUGGGGCCCAGCAGCCCGGAGCAGCUGGCGCAGGCCUCGGCCGGGCCCGGCGGGGAAGACGGCGGCGGGGCGGGCGGUCCCCGGCGGGCGCUCAAGAGCGAGUUCCUGGUGCGGGAGAACCGCAAGUACUACCUGGACCUGAAGGAGAACCAGCGCGGCCGCUUCCUCCGCAUCCGCCAGACCAUCAACCGGGGGCCAGGCGGCGGGGGUGGCGGCGGAGGCGGGCCGGGCUUCCCCGGAGGCGGCCCCCCGGGCCUCCAGAGCGGCCAGACCAUCGCCCUGCCCGCCCAGGGCCUGAUCGAGUUCCGCGACGCUUUGGCCAAGCUCAUCGACGACUACGGGGCCGACGAGGACGAGCUGGGCGGCGGCGGCGGCGGAGGGGGUCCCGGCGGCGGGGGCCUGUAUGGCGAGCUCCCCGAGGGCACCUCCAUCACAGUGGACUCGAAGCGCUUCUUCUUCGACGUGGGCUGCAACAAGUACGGUGUCUUCCUGCGUGUCAGCGAGGUGAAGCCUUCGUACCGCAACGCCAUCACCGUCCCCUACAAAGCGUGGGCCAAGUUCGGCGGAGCCUUCUGCCGCUACGCCGACGAGAUGCGAGACAUCCAGGAGCGCCAGCGGGAUAAGCUCUACGACCGACGCGCUGGGCCCGCCGGGCCGGGAAGCGGCAGCGGCGCUGGAGACGAUUCCGAUGGAGACGAUGUGGACGACGACUGAGCCUCUUCUUCCCCCCCUGCCCCCCAUCGCUUUGACAACCUCCCCCCCUCCCCAGCCACCUUCACUCCACCACGGAGGUUGCCAUGGAAGGAGGGGGACUGGGUGGAAACAGGGAAGAAGCCCCAUCUCAAGCCUUCCUUCUUUCUAUCAUGGGGGAGAAAGCGAGUGAGCACCGAGAUUACCUGCAUACACCCACCAACCUGCAUCACUUCUGGAACAGCCCUUUCAAUUCCUCUGUCUCCCUGGCCCUUUAUUUUUCCUGAGGAUACAGCAUCUCUCAGCUGGUCGGCCCAUCCUGAAGGACUGGGCUUUACAUCAUUGGCCUCACCUUGGGAAGAGAAAUCCCUGUGACCUCAAUUCACCUCGCCCCCACCCCAUGGUGUAGGAAAGAUUUUUGUGAUCUGAAUCCAUCCUGGCCUUCAAAGAUUCCUCAUCUACUGGAUCCCAGAAAUGUUUUAUUUUGGGAGAAGGGGGGGAUAUAUGUUAUUUGGAUGUCAUCUCCAUUUUCUCUUCCCCCCUCCCCCUUGCAUUUUUAAAAUCAUGUCCUCCACUAAAAACCAGCAUCUUGGAGACUAUAUGGCCACUGAGCACAGUUUGAAGGGUGGGGAGAAGCCACUGCAGCUGUCCAGAUCCUUGGGGUGGGGAUGUGUGCAGAUCAUGAUGGGGCAGCUUGUUCAGGGUUGUAAAGAUCAAUUAUCAUGGACUUAGUCCAGCACAAAUCGGGGUAUUAAGUGCAACAGCAAGGAGUUUAAAUGGGGGGGGCAAACAAAAAACCAUAGAGCUUUGAGAAAUGUAGUUGGGAGGGGGGAGCUUGUAUCUGGACCAAUGUCCAUCAUUGUCUUUCUUUUUUCCUUUGCAGAAUUGUUUUGUUUCUAGAAUGCAAAUUGCUAAGCUCCAGGUGCCUGAACUGGAAUUGAUAGAUUAAUUAAUUUAAUACUGGCAGGUUCUAAAAAUCUUAAAUGGCAUUUUUUUAUUUUUAAAAGAGGGUUGCAAACAGGUAGGUUAAAGGAGAAAACAGGCAUAAAGCACAAGGAAUGCAGAGUGGACAAAUGGUUGCUCACUAAAGUUCUUCCCCUCUCCAAAUAAGGUGAAAGAACAAGUGGUUUUAGUAGGAGGCAGAUAUUGGAACUGCCUUUCUGCAGGCUUCAAAAGAUAACCCAGUCAGAUGAAGUGGCAUUUGGUCUGUAGCUGGGUCUUAAAAAGAAAAAUUUAAAAUCAUAAUCUUGCAAAGAAAAAUGGCUAAAAAACUGAGUAGGAAACUGAAGGCUUCUUUCAUCGUGCAAAUCAGUGGACUUUUUCCAUGGAAACGGUCAUCAAGAACCUCAGGUCCAGAAGUUCGGUAUCAGCUAUUCUUUUUAACAAGAUUCUUUUUUUAAAACAAAAAGAAAACUCAGUCCAUUUCCUCAGUACCUCGUGUUAUGUUAACAGCAGAGUUGGCAAGCAUGGAUUGAUGGUAUGGAUUGUUCAGAGCAAUGCAUGCCUUGUGGGAGCUUGAUAUCCAUUGCUGAAAAGGAGCAGAAACAAACCGUCAAAGUUCUGUGACUAUGAACAUACCCUAGCAGCAUUUUACCACCUUCAAAUUUUAAAGUAGACUGGCUACUGCCCAUUUCUCCAGUUAUCCUUUCCAAAUGAAGUUGGAUAUCCCCUCCCACCCCCACUCAAGGAAUUGCCUCAUCUAUAUUUUAAAUGGAUUCUUAUCUAAAAAUGAUAUUUUUAAAACUAACAAAGUUAGCCCUAUCCCCUCCAAAAAGAUGUUUUUAGAUACAUUAUAUACUAGCAACUUUGAAUUGAAUGGGAAUUACUCUGUUCAUUGCAAAGUUUCAGGUAUUUGUGUGACAUCUUAGAGGCAGGUAAACCUUCCUCUACAAUCUCUAGUAUUUUUUUAAUUGUGCAUGCCUGUACUUUAUUUGAGCUGCCUUUUUAAUUUAUUGCAUACCCUUAUUACCUUAUUUUGGUAUUACUUUUAUCUAUCCUAUCUUUGUUUUAUAUUUAUUAGUAAGCAAGGAGACAUAAAAGGCCUUUCUUCACACAGUUGUGGCUGGAGUGGAGGAAGUGGCUGGAAUUUUCUGUUGGGAAAAAUGGUUUUGCUGUAGCUGUUAUAAAGAUCAGCAAAUAAUUUCAGAGUAGUUUACCACAAAAUUUUCAGCCGCACAAAUGAUUGUCUGUUUUACAGCUAAUUCGUUACUCCCAGUGUCCAUAGUAGAUCUUUUUAUCGUAUCUUUGAAGAAACUUUUCUUUCCAUUUUUCUCCGUCGCAAAGAACUUGUUUCCUGAAUUGUAAUGGGAGCAAUAGUAUUUCUUGAUGUUUUAAUUACAUCCGUAUACUUGUACUGUAUUUUGUACUCUCCAAGGCAGCUGUUUUCGAUAAUGUCCUGCUGUAUUUACCUAUGUAUUUUUGUUCAAAUGUAUGUAGUUCUUUGCUGCGGAGAACAAUUUUCACCAACAAAAGUUUCAGCGGACAGAUUAACUGGGAUACCGCAGCCCUCUAGGACUGCAGAAAAAACUCUGCUUAAUGAAUUAGAACUCUAGGCAGCAAUGAAAAUUAAGGCUGCAGACGCUUGGUGUAUAUUGCUGUAACUCUUCACUCAUUUUAAAACAGUGUACAAUAUUUGUAUAGACCAACGAUGUUUUGUUGCUUCAGUGGUAAUUGGUUUUACUUCUUUUGUUGCCCAGCUGCUGUGAGCCAAUUAAGUUCUUGCAAAGAAUGCAGUACCUCUCCUUUUCAGGAGGAUUUUUUUGGCUGAAUUGCAGUAACUAGCCUUACCUUUGUAUUAUGUGGUAGUGACAGAGUUUUGACUGUCCCUGGCCAGUGGCUACAUAAGCUAUAAUUAGCUGCCUAGGAAAUAUGUGGAAGUGGACAGGAGCAUAUAUCAAUUGUAUGCCAAGAACGCUGCCAUAUAUGGUGUUGGCUUUGGCAACCAGAAAGUCUCCUUUUGUCAUUAGUUAAACAAAUGUAUAUUGAAUACUCAGAUUUUUACAGGUUGACACAUGACCCUUUGAGAUGUAUAGGUGGUGACAAUGCAGUGUGUCGGUAGUAGCAUCUAAAUUAAAAUACCGGCCUGUGCCCUGUUAAGUAUGAAUGAUAGGUUUCUAAAUUUUAACUAAUACUGAGGUUAAUGGCGAAGCCUUUUGCUAUGGGAAAAUGGGUCAUAGUGGCACAAGGUCUUCUUAGGCAAUAGAACUCUGGAGAGCGUGGGUAAUGAGGGAAGAGGCUUGUCUGAAACGUACAGCUUUGAACAUGAAUGUUUUCCCCUGCAGAACUUUGAACUGUUGUGCUUAAAACAGUGGAGACUACGAAGAUGAUCAUUUCAGGGUCGCUUAGAAUCAUUUAUGGCCUCUAAUGAAAGAAGAAUAAUUAUUGACAUACGGCUGUGUUAGAAAUCACCUCACCCUGACUGUGCAAGGCACAUGUUAAAAAUCACACUGCUUUCUAAGCUGGUAGUUUCUCAGUUAUCUCUGUGCCUAUUCUAAACAGGCAACUUUAAUGCCUAUUCAGAAUAGCUGUUCUUUAUGUGAUGGGAUAGUCAGCCACGUUGGAAAAAUGUAAUGCUGGGGUUAUAUCUGAGAUGAGCAAAUCCUGUUAUUCCUGUUUAUAUUCUUGUGCAUAAAUGUCAAUUUAAUUAACCAUUUCCCUUCUUUUUUGGUGCUGCAGUUAAAUCAUAUCCUGGAUUUUUUCUGCAGCAAUGUUGACAAUGCCUCGGUGCAGUCUAUAACCACUGGGUCCAGCAUGCCUGUGCUCAUAUUAGCUCAGUUGUAGUAAAGUUACUGGAGUUAAGAUGUUGCAUGAUGAGGUAUGCUGGUUUAAGUGGCUUAUGGAUCACACUGUUUUCUUAAAAUGUAGACUUUAAGGGGAAAUUGGACAGCCUUUCUUGGGAGUUCCUGGCAUUUUUAGACUUCUGUUCUUGGAAUUAUGAUUCUGGAAUGCAACUGUCAAAGCAUCUGCUGUACAAAAAAGUGUAAAUCUUGUAUAGCACCAAAAUUGUAAAUAUUUGAGGCAUACAGGUAUAAACGCCCGUUGCUUUAGCUCGCAUCUAGUUACGGGUUCAUGUUCUUAUUUCCAUAGCUGUAAUUGCAAAGCAGUUCUAGGCUUAACAGUGAAGGCUAACUUUUUCUCUCUCUCAAAGUUAGCCCGCACUGUUGCUGACCCUGGAAUGAUCUUUGCAAUAAAUCACAAAUCUUUUUUAAAAAAGUAAAGAUUCAAGCUUCUGCUUCCGUUUUUCUCCCCCAAAACACACUUUAUUAUCCUGUCCUAUUUUUUAUAGUUUUCAGGAUAAUGGGCACAAGAGGCAGGUUACAAUAAGUCCCUCAUAUUGAGUGGUCCCAUCAUUGACUGCACACUUCAGGUAUUGGAAUAGCUGAGGGUAACUUGUGACAGUGUGAUCUGCUCCAACCGUUAAAGGGGGUGUAGUGUAUUGACUACACAGGACAUUUGAAAAGUAACAGGCUACUUUUCUCUUGUGAGGGUGGCAGUUUUGUGAUUUUUGGUGGUAAACUGUUCAGUGCAUAAACAUGCAUGAACAUCUCAAAAGUUUUAACAGAUUAUGGUACUUUAUCUGAUGCACAAUUUAAUCUCUCAGCAGAUAUUCAGUUUUUAUUUUAAAAAACAAACUUGUGGCCUUGACUCUUUAACUUUGUGGUAGGGAGGAGAAGCUAGUUUUCCCUAUAUGAAAGUGGCACUUUUUUGGCUUCAAAAUUAUUCUAAUUCUACAGAGUUAUUGGUAAACAUGUUCUUCGUAUGCUUCCUUUUUUAAGCAAGUAAAUUGGUAAAUAUCUUGAAGUAUGUUUGCUAUGAAUUGCAUUUAGUUUUAUAAACAGUGAUAUUAGGGUAAUCAUUCUAUUUGAGGCUAAACAUUACAAAUUUAAAAGAUGCUGAUAAUCUUAAAAUGGCUAUACUCAAAAUUAUUCCUGAAAACAAUUUUAGUUUUACCUAGCAGAACCCCUGAGGUGUAUCUACAUUACCAGCAUACUGUUUUAGUACCAGUAGAACUGUGAUGGCUCCUCCAAAGAAUAUUGGGAUUUGGUUUAGUGAAGGUGCUAACAGGUUCUGUUGGACACCCACAGCUUCUCUUAGAGAGCUGUUAAUUCACUGGGGAGAGGAAAUUUCUAUUUAAACCAGUAGUGUAGAUAUGCCCCAACCCACUGCACUCAGAUUAGUCUUCUGCAGUUGGCUGCUCAAACCUUGUUCGGUCUAUAUGAGGUAGUGGCAGGUUUCUCGUGUAUUUCAUUCUUGGUUUUUUGUUCACUCUGGAUCUGCAGUGUAAAUACACAGCUUCCUUUCCCUCAUGUACUUCUUGAUGAUCUGAUGUCCAGGUUUCUUAAUGGUUUUUAGAAAGCUCACCUAUUGUCCAGUAAUGCUGCUUAUGGUAAUUUAGUGUCAGCAAGAUUACUGUAUUUAAAUGUUGUGCUUGAGCAUUAGCAAGAUCAUCUUAAUUGUUGGAUGAGGUGUACCUCUUAAAAUUGCACACUUGUGUAUAAUUUGUCAGAUUAAUGGAGUGUUGCUAAGGUUGGGAAAGCCUGAUUGUAAAAUAAGAGAAUUCUUCCUUUUCCCCUAUUGCAAGUUUUGAGAAACCUCACCUUUUGCACUCUGUGGUUUUUAACUAACAUGGGAAGAAUGGAGGGGAGGGGGGGGGAGAUAAUGUAGUACUGUGCCAGAUUGCUUUGAUGAGGUAUUGUAACAUUGGAGAGAACAGCAUGAAACAGCUGUUCAGUUACAUAAGGUUUUUAGCCCAUAUAAGUUUAAUUUCAGAAAGAGAGAAGAAUAUCUGAAUAUGGCCACCAACUGCCACCCUCUGUUUCUGUAGCAGGGCAGUUACUUGCCAUGGUACUAAACUAAUUUCAUCUUGAUACAAUCAGAUGGUUGGGGGGUUUUUGUUGUAAUAUAUGGCAACAAUUUUUUCCCUGAGUUUUCAUAACCAUCACAAUUUUUAUAGAUGCAAGGAGUAUGCAAUAACGCUAUGGCUGGGAUCCAAAAGUUGAACAAUUCUGUGUGUCUUAACAGACUAGUCCUGUGUUGCCCAUUGUCGUAUUUAGGCUGGAGUAAUUCUGCAUAGCAUUCUACUCUAAGUGGAGGCAGACUUGUAUUUUUAAAUAGUAGAAACUGCUGCAAACUGCUUUCAAAACUUGAGAGUUGUGAAAGCAUCGUGGCACGGGGAUCUGUGCUCAGAGUCUGAAAUUUCCCUGAGUACAUGCAGUUCCACUGAAUGUAUCUAAAGUAAUUAUUUGAAUCCUGUCCUGUAUUCUUCAACUUAACCUUGCAGCUGUAUAACUUAAGGCUAAUGUUAUAAAUUUAUUCAUGGCUGGUUUCGAAGGGUAGAAUUAUGCCACAGUCUGUAGCUGAUGUGACUGUUCUCAGAGGCUUUUGAGAAUGACAGCUACACCCUUGCUAAUUUUUUUCAGUCUUUAGUGUUUAGUAAUGGCUACCCUGUUUUGGGUAUAAUGAGAGGAAUUAGAGCUGUCAUAAUGCUCACCUAAUAAUAAUAGAAUGCUCAAGAACUGACUGAUUAAACUCCCAGUGAAUUAUUACCUUGCUUUUUAUUUUUUAUUUUUUUUUAAUUGCUAAUUUGUUGAUAGUCAUUUCACUCCACCUCUGCUGUUUUUAAUCUGACAAGGGGAGAGAGAGAGAGCUCAAGGGUUCAGUGUCUAGUGGAAAUACCAACAAACCUUUUGUCUCUGAAAUUCCGUAUAGGGAAGGUUCAAGUGUGCUUUGUCAAAGGCGUUUUGUAAUAUGCUGCUAUGUAGCCUUAAUCUCGUAAUGUACUGUAUAUAUAAACAUACACACAGAGUAAGCAGCCCACGACGAAAAAGCAGAAUGUUCUCAUUUGUCAAAGCUAUUAUUAAAGUGCAGGAAAAAUUUGUCCUGUCCCAGUUUACCACUACUUUGUAGGCCAGGUAGACUGUCUUAAAACUUGCAGAAAGAACUUAAUUUAAAACAGCAGUCACUGUGCAUCAUUUUAACCUAGGCAGGUUUCCAAGGCAAGAUGUUUAAUUUCCUGCCCUGCUCUUCUGUGUUGAAAGGCCCAUCUGGUUAGAAAAUCCCAUCUUUGAAUUUAUGUGGGAUUUAUAAGAAAAAUAUAGCUUAAUCUCUUUGUUUCUUCUCAUUGCUCCCUGUUCAGAAUUGGAGUUUUUGACUCAUGCAAAUGGUAACUAUUUGAACUUAAAGAGUGCCAUGAUAAAUGGAUUCCUAAAUGAUCUCCCGGCAUAUAUAUACUGCGUGAAUGUUUCUACCUUACCAGCAUUUUUGUGGGAUGGCCAGCUAGGCCCUCAAUAACAUGAGCUGUUUUCCUUGCUAACUUCCUUUCCCAACAGUCCAUUCUGGUAUGUGCUAAAUAGAAAAUAUGGCCAUAUGUGUUGCUAAUGCCUUCGCUCUUUAUAAUUAAGGGCGAACUCUGCAGAAGAGUCUGUGUGAACAGCGAUUUUCAAACUGCUCUUGUGUUUCUGAAAGUUCCUCAUUGACAAGAUACCAUUGUGCAGGUUCAGGUGCAGAUAGCGGUGUUAAGGCAUACUCUUAAGUUUCUGAGAGAAUAUGGUAAGGCCCAAUAGACUUAGGCAGUAUUUCUGCAGGAGAUAAGAUUUUGUAGCCCAGAAUCCUCUGUAACACAGGAAUUGCUCCUCUUGAGCUGCAGAAUUGCAGUGUGGAAUGAGUUCUGUGGGGUGCAGAGUUUAAAAAUCGCUACUUUAAAAGUGAAAAGCACAGUCAAACCCUUAUUGUGGUAGGCAAUUUAUUUUCGCUAAUGUUUCAUUGCCAGUUCUGAAAUGCCUGCCAUCUUCCAUUCUUUGCCAAGACCCGUGGAGCAAGCAUUUCUGAUCUGGUUUGGCAGGAGGGCGGGUUACUGUUCUUCACUGCUUAGUUGAAUUAACAUCUGCACAGAGUGGAUCAAGUAAGCACAGGUCAUCCAUUGAAAUGGAUGGAUGGUGCACCUUAGUUGUGCUUACAGGAUAGCCUCCCAAGUCUUUUCUAGUAGAGGAUAUAAUAGCUGCUUCUGCACACUAGAGGUAUCACUCACUGCAGAUAUUACGAUCCCUGUUGCUCAGUUUUCAUGCUAAUAGAUUUGUGAAAAGUGAAAGGACAGGGCUAUGGGAAAAGGGCAAGGUUGUAGGGGAUCAUUGCCUUCAGGGGAGUGGACAUUUUGUUGGGCUGAAUGUACAAUUUCAGUAGAGAGCAAGUAGUUAAUUUGGUGCCGAGUUGAUACCUUGUGCAAGUGAUAUAACUGAUCAUACAUGGAUGUAAUCAACCCAUAUGUAAAUAUACACAUGUUUGUACAUUGUAUACAUAGAAAGAGAUGUCUGUGUACAUGUGUAUGUAUUUAUAAAAUUGUUUCUCUGCUAGAUAGUCAAUGCAAAAGUAGCUCUAAUUUUAUAUAUAUUAUAUAUUAAAAAAACUCCCCUCUAUAAAUAUAUUAUAUAAAUGCUAGAAGUUAAUUUGUAGAAAAAUAGGACUGGUUUCAGGAAUAUCUGCUGAGAGACCAAAAAGUUCACUUUUAAGUACCUUAAUUAAAGAAUAAAGUUUAUUCCUCUUGUUUAUUUUUUUAUAAAAAAAAAUUAAAUGCACUUUAACUGGCAACACACACAGCUGCAUGAUGCAGUUUCAAACAUGGAAAUGUUUAAAAAGUGCAGCACCCAUUCAAAAAAUAUUCUUUUCUCACCUGUCAAGCGGAACGCUGGAAAUUAUUUGAAAUCCCAGGGUCCGAACUGCCUGUUUGUCUUGCUGCCCGUUGGCUGAAGCUUACAUUCUGAUUUCCCUUUGGGGGGGUAGCAGGACUGCUUUUUAAAGAGCAAUGCAGAUACAACCAAACACUACAGGUUGUUGAAUAAAGGCAGGUCCUGGAUUUACCACUAGCUAACUAGCAAAAAACAAAACAGUCCAAAUGACAUUAAGAACUCCUCAUGCUAGUUGAGCACUCCUUAAAAUAGCAGGUUUUUGCAAAUGGAGUUUUACAGUCUAUAUUUAAAAAAUUGUAUGUUUGUAACAAAUAAAGUAUGCAGAAAAGUGAAUGAACCAUG